AUGAAUAAUAGCAUUGUUAGUGCUGAUCAAAUUGCUGAAAUCUUAACAAAAUAUUCUUUAGGUGAACUUACAUCACCUAUCGAACGAUUAACAAAUGGAUGGACCAAUAUAACAAUGAAAUUCACUACUACACCCGAUGAUAAAACCUAUAUUCUUCGUAUAUACCUUCCAGGGACAUUAAGAAAUAUAUCUUUUGAAAAUAUUAAAUUCGAAUUAGAUUUUAUUACGUACAUAUACAACGAACUUAACCUGCCUGUUGCACCUAUGAUUGAUCCACCUGGAAUUUUUACAUUUGACAAUGAAAAUUAUUGUGUUCUCUUUCCAUUUAUUCAUGGCAUCAAAUAUUUAGAUACACCUGAAACACCGGUUCGCCAAUUAUGGCAAACAUUAGAAAUCAGUCGAUUUCUUGGUCGAAUGCAUUCAAAUAUCAGGACGAAAAAGUUAAAAUUGAUUUCAUCAAAUCGAUGUUCAGUUAAAUUUACAAAUAUUAAAUAUGACCUUGUUCAUUCUUGUGAACAAUUUCAAAAAGAACAUCCAGAUCUUUACAAAAGAAUACGUAUAAUAACUGAUCAACAUACGAAAUCGAUUCCUUUAAUUAGUGAUACAGAUGAGCAGGAUAUUUUUGAAAAGAAUCUUGUCAACAAUUUACCUAUUGGUUAUAUUCAUGCUGAUAUUCAUGAUGAUAAUGUUCUAUUUUCUCUUGAUGAAAAUAAAAUUGCUGCUGUACUCGAUUUCGAUGAUAUGUAUAUUGGACCAUUGCUUAUUGAUUUAGCUAUUACUUUAUGUUUAUGGUGUGGAACUGGAUCAAUAUUUAAUUUUGAAUAUGCAAGAGAAUUUUUAUUUGUUUAUCAAAAUGAAAGAGAAAUGUUAUUAACAGAUGACGAAUGGAACUUAUUAGAAACUUUCUGUUACUUAACUAUACUUAAUCAAAUAUUAUUUUCCAUUCAAGCUGAGGAAUGUGCAAAACCAUUGAGAAAUAUGAUAAAUGAAUUGCUUUUACCUAUUGAGUGUAUCGCAAAAGAAGAAAAUAGGUUUUUAGGAAAAGUUCGACAAAUAAAAUAA
This is a messenger RNA of Rotaria socialis, 1062 nucleotides long. NCBI's taxonomy places the organism in Eukaryota, Metazoa, Rotifera, Eurotatoria, Philodinida, Philodinidae. The record is from the annotation of a GenBank genome assembly.